AUGGCGGACUCCAGCAACGCAACAGCUUCUCCUUCUUCUCCUUCCCACGACAGCUCCGAACCUGAGACGAGUCUAACUGAAUUAAAAGGGAUGCUAUCCAAUAUUCAAGAAACCUUAUCGACAAUAAAACAGGAGAAUCUUAGCCUUAGAGAGGAAGUAAUGCAUUUAAAAACAACUCUCAAAGACGAAAUGCUAAAGUGGAAGAAGCUGGACUCCACGUUGGAACAAACUUCAAAAGAGAAUGCAGAGCUUAAAAGGGAGCACCAAUUUACAAAGCAGAAAUUGCAAACAGUCACCGAGGAAAAAGAUAGAAUUGACUUUGACUUGGAAGAGGUGGAGCAAUAUACGCGUAAAAACUCUCUAGAAAUCCAUGGCAUCCCUCAAGAAGCUUACACCACAACCGAGGAUGUUGUUUUAAAGAUGGGAGAGGUAUUGGAUGUGCCGACCUCUCCAAGUGACAUCGAAAUUCCUCACCAGCUCAAAUCAUCUGUUUCCCACGUCAAAUUAUGCUACUUCACUAGGACGAGGAAAUCGUAUCUUCUUAAACGAAAACCUCACAGCCUACCGACGUAGUGUUGUCAAAAAAGCAAAUGGUAUGAGGAAAAAUGGACUGCUCGUUAGUGUGUGGACAAUUGGCGGUAAGAUUUUUGUUAAGACUUCACCCUCGGGUUCAUCAGUAAGAAUCCACUGCUUACAAGAUCUAGAUAAUUUGUAAUUCUGCUACAGGGGAAGGGAAUUGAAAGAAAUUUAGCAUGCAAGAGGUUGCUUCCAAUGUAACAUUGCUUUUUGUUUCUGUUAUAAGUACUUUAUGUCUCCGAUCUUGUUUCCUGUUUAUUUACGUAUAUGCUUUUGUAGUUAUUCUCCUGAUCAUCGUCCAGUUAAUUAUCAGAUCCUCUCUUGGUUAUUUUUUUUCCCCAUACCCCUGAUCCUACAGUAACGGUAUAAGUAAACACAGUAUCUUGUGACUUAACGUUCGGGGUUUGAGAAAUCGCGUCAAAAGAAACAGUAUAUUUAAAUAAAAAUAAAAAAAUUGUCAAUUCUAUUUCCUACAAGAAAUUUAUUCAGUUCCUGAUGACGCAAAUACGUGGAGUAAUGAAUGGGGAGGUGACAUUUUCUUUUCGCAUGGAUCAACACACAGCCGUGGUGUUUGUAUUUUAAUUAACCCUUCAUGCAGCUAUACUGUUGAAAGUCUCAAUAGGGACCAAAAUGGAAGAAUCAUUUCAAUUAACCUGAGCUCCGGCUCUGCAAAUAUUUCAUUGUGCAACAUAUAUGCCCCCAACGAUCUACAACAACAGUUAGCCUUUUUGCGCAAUGUGAAUAACUUUUUGAUAACAAAUGUAGACAUUGGAAAUCUCAUUGUUGGCGGCGAUUGGAAUGUUACCCUGGAAGCUGUUGACAAAAAA
Messenger RNA from Porites lobata, 1403 nucleotides. Lineage: Eukaryota; Metazoa; Cnidaria; Anthozoa; Scleractinia; Poritidae. The record is from the annotation of a GenBank genome assembly.